This is a messenger RNA of Cyprinus carpio (common carp), 6059 nucleotides long. RefSeq names its product bridge-like lipid transfer protein family member 3B. The record is from RefSeq and is a predicted model, not a curated record. Lineage: Eukaryota; Metazoa; Chordata; Actinopteri; Cypriniformes; Cyprinidae.
CUGCACACGCGCGUUUGUCCACCGACGCGUCACUGCGCAUUCAACAUGGACCCGACGGUGAAGCGGUAGCGACGGACGCCUCUAUGCGUAGAUUCGCUAAUUACGACGCUUCAUUAUCCAGAAGAAAACACUCCGGUUGACCGGAGGACACCUAAAAUGCACAGCUCCCAAAAUCUGCCGCCUGUCCUUGGAUAAGUGAUUGAUGAGAUACCGGCCAUGGCUGGAUUGAUCAAGAAACAGAUCCUGAAACAUCUCUCCAGGUUUGCUAAGAAUCUCUCCCCAGAUAAGAUUAAUCUGAGCACUCUGAAAGGGGAGGGCCAGCUUACCAACCUGGAGCUGGAUGAGGAGGUUUUGCAGAACAUGUUGGAUCUGCCCACCUGGCUCGCCAUUAAUAAAGUCUGCUGCAACAAGGCCGCCAUCCGGAUCCCAUGGACCAAGCUGAAGACUCAUCCAAUUACUCUGUCUUUGGAUAAAGUCGUCAUGGAGAUGAGCACCUGUGACGAGCCUCGCCCUCCCAACGGCCCAUCACCCAUUGCAACAGCCUCAGGUCAAAGUGAAUAUGGUUUUGCGGAGAAGGUUGUGGAGGGCAUCUCUCUCUCUGUGAAUUCCAUAGUGAUCCGUAUCAGCGCCAAAGCAUUUAACGCCUCCUUUGAGCUCUCGCAGCUCCAGGUCUACAGUGUUAACACCAGCUGGGCCACUGGUGACCUCCGAUACACGCGCAUCCUGGACCCCACACGUGGAGAGAUCCUAACAUUUAAGGAAGUGAGCUGGCAGAUGAUCAGGAUUGAAGCGGACGCCAUCCAGAACACAGAACAUGAGGUCGUCAGAGCCCCCAUACGACUCAUCACCAACCAAUCAAAGAUCAGAGUCACUUUGAAGAGGAGGAUGAAAGACUGUAAUGUUAUUGCAUCAAAGCUGAUUCUGAUCCUGGACGACCUGCUGUGGGUGCUGACGGACUCUCAGCUCAAAGCCAUGGUGCAGUAUGCGAAGUCUCUUAGUGAAGCCAUGGAAAAAUCAGCCGCGCAGAGGAAGAGCAUGCCCCCCGAUACAACACAGGUAACACCGGCACCUCCUUCAGCCCAGCAGGUGCGCACACAGCAGGCUUCAGCCGCAGCAGAUCAGAGUGCUUCCAUGGCACGGCUCUUUAACGACUAUGAUGUUCGUGAGACCUCACACCACCUCCAGAUCACACAUCUCGACCUGCAUAUCUGCGACGACACCAAUGCCAAGGACAGAGGAAUAAAUAAGAGAAUAGAUAGUGGUGCAAUGCAGUUGUCCUUCAGUUCUAUCAGCGUAGACUAUUAUCCCUUCCACAAAGCAGGUGAGAGCUCUAUGCACUGGAUGCAUUACGGCGAGGCCACAAAGUCUCGUGAGACCUGGGCUCGUUCUCUCCUGGAGGAGUUUAAGUCUAAUGUGGAAAUGCUCAAAACCGCAGUCAGUGGCCAGAGCCAGAGCUCCCCUCAGCACGGAAAGAUCACCACCAGCUCCAGCACUUCCUUCUCGCCCCCACCUGCACCAAAAACCCAACUCAUGUCCAGCUCAAUUGUGCUACGGAUGGCAGAUUUCAACAUCUAUCAGGUGUCUACAGCAGACCAGCCACGCUCAAGUCCUCAAAGCAUGAUAUCCUGCAAUAAGAAAUCCCUUUACCUCCCCCAAGAGAUGCCGGCUAUCCAUGCCGAAUUCACAGAGUACUACUUCCCAGAUGGCAAAGACUAUCCCAUCCCCUGUCCCAACUUGUACGUGCAGUUGAACGCACUACAGCUGGUGCUUGACUCUCGCAGUCUGGUUUGGCUCAAUCUGUUUGCGUUGGACCUUCGUCAGAGCUUAGAACAAUUUAUGGAGCUGUACAAACUCAAUGACUCGCAGAAACCUGACGAGCAUGUAGACAUCAGAGUGGACGGACUCAUGCUGAAGCUGGUGAUCCCUGCAGAACAGGAGAGGACUCAGCCUGACCAGCCCCGCUCAGUGUCAGUACAGACCUCAGAGAUGGUAGCCACUAACACGCGUCACCCUUCCGGAUGUACCCGGUCCAGUCUGGAAGCCCUCUUGCAGGCCUUCCAGGAGCAACCCUUCUUCACCUCCCUCUCUGCCUCUUUUCCUCGUUCUCAAAGCUCCUUCUCUGUGCUGCAUCCUGUCUUCCAACGGCACGCUCAUGAGCAGGACACAUGCAUUCAUGAUGUGUACCGGGGCCUCGCUCCGCCAUCUCUCUCCACCAAUGCCCUCAAAACAGCAGCAGCCACCGACUUGUGGGCCGUGCACUUCUCCCAGUUCUGGGUGGACUAUGAGGGCUCACGAAGUGGGCGAGGUCGUCCGACACCUUGCGUGGACUCCUUCCCUCUGACACUUUGGGUAUGCCACCCUGCUCGAUACACUCAGCACCAGGAGAGGCUCAGAGCAGGUGUAGGGUCAGGCCUGUUGCCUCGCAGCGAGUCAGCAGAGAUAGCCAGUCGUCUACAGAGGAAGAAGCUUCUAAAGGAGUACUACAGCUCUGAUGCAUCUCCUAGCAACAUGCCAAGCAACGGCCUCCACAAACCACAGUCUCUGGAUGGCCUAUUCAGCGACUCCUCUUCGUCUCCUUCCCUUGCUUCCUCGUCCAGCGAAGUAGACUUGCAGGUGAUAGUGCACAUUAAGAAGCACCUGAGUGCUCAGGUGAGCCAUGGGCAGUAUGUGUUCCUGCUCAGACUGCAAAAUGCUGUGAAAUCUCUGCAGCGCACUUUACAGCAAGAUCUGGAGCAGUACGGCUCCAAGCGGCAGGGUCCCACGCAGCCCUUCAGUGCCUGCGUGGGCGUGCUCAUGAAAAGUGCAGAAGUUGCACUUCUCCUAAAGCCCAUUCCUCAACCAGAUUCGAACACCAGCCCCCUGGACUCAGACGUAUCCCCUUCAGAAAGCAGGGCUACUCUUGAAGCUGGGAGUGAGGAGAGCGAUGGGCACGAGAGACCCUCGGCUGCAGGAGAGGGUACUCGAAAAGUGGAUCAGCUCCUUUGUGCAGGGACACAUGCCGUCAGUGCAUCUCCUCUCCUUGCUUCCCCGUCUCCUGCUCCGAGAAAGGCGUCUGUGGAUGAGAGGAGUAGCAUGGUGUCUGGUGGAAGGGUGCUGUCUGAGGAGAAGAAGGACUUGAGAGAUGUAUCUCCCAAUGGAGAGGGCAACAGAACUGAAACCAAAGGGCAGCAGAGUGAAACCUCACAAGGUGGAACCAUGGUACUAGAUCCCAUGUCUGACAAUUCCUCCAGGGAAUGGAAUGAGAAGAGUCUGGGAGGAAGGCUACCUCAGUCCAUGUCCAGGAAAGGCAGUUUAUCAGUGGUCUCUGACCUCUUAACUUCCACGCACAACAGGUCUACCUCCUUAUAUUCCAUGUCCAACAUUGGUCGCUUGAUCCAGGGCAAGUCGCAGUCGAGUAUCUCAGUGUCCUUUAAGAACAUGAAGAAAAGCCCUUCACUACAAUCUCUGGAUGAUUUCUCCAUAGACAGUUAUUUACUAGAGGACUGUGACAGCUACAGCCUGCUGGAGAGAGAUGACAUAUCAAUGUCUGGUUACAAAGAGGUUCUAAAUGAACAGAUCUCCUCAGAAGGGACUAAUGUGACUCUCGCUCAGGAGGCAGAUGAGGCCCAGUCACCUGACGCCAUCAGCGCUGCCUCACAGAGCAUAGACGAACCCACGAAAGACCUUGUGUCGGUGCUGGUUUUGAAGAUUCACUCGGUCUGCUGUUCUCUGGAUCUGAAGGGUGAUGAUACAGCAGUCGCUCUGGAGGUAGGACGGAUCCGACCCAACCAGCUCGGCAACGUCAGUUUGCGGCAGUAUCUUAGCAACCGCAGCCUGGGUUUAGUGUCUGCAGCAUCAGUCGCUCAUAGUGGUGAAGGCUCUGGGUCGGGGUCGGAGCCCAGCGCGGUGUUAAAUCCAGAAGUGCAGGUGAGGCUGGAAAGCGGUCCGGGAGCUGCGGUUCACUCUCCUCUGGCCGAACAGAAUGGCUUCCUGCAGUGCCGCCUACAGGCCUUCAGUGCUGACUUCCUCAUGGCAUCACUGCGAAACCUUGGCCUGUUCCUGGAGGAUGACUCCGCCUCCCAGGUUCUCCCCAUGGAGAUCACCAUUAAAGAUACACACGUCAAUCUGAAGGAUGAUGGUCCCCGUGACAACGCAUCAGAGCCUGAGGCCACACCCAUCGCUGUGCAUAUUCAUAAUCUUCUUAUUCAUCGCCAAGAUGAUGGCUCAUUCAGCAUCGGAGGAGCUGAGCGUGCUGCGGACUCAAAGCUUCAGAAGGCGGGGCCUGUGAAUGACAACAGGCUCAGUUCUGUCCCUGAAGUUCCUGUGGGUGUGGCCAGUGAGCCGAAAGCCACUCAGACUGCACUUCUGUCACCCACAAGCCCCACCCCCUCAAGUAAAGAACAGCUGCUCAUGGAGGAGAAUGAAUGCUUGAAAUUGGAGCUCUCCAAAGCCAAGAUGGCGCUAGCAGAAGCCCAGAUGGAGAAAGACUCUCUCCAGCAUCAAAUGAAGUCUCUCAAACUCACCAGCAGAGGCAGCAACAGCUAGUAACAGUGCAUGUGUGUGUGCAUACAGGACUGACACUUGCCACAGGGGGGCAGCGGAGUGCUUGGAGGGGCCCGGCGCAAUAAAAAAUCCCAACUCUGCAGCCGAGAAGAGGAUGAUAUGUGUGCCGUGAUGGAGAUCUCACCUCAUUUGGAAUCCAGGCUUUGCAAUCAGUGGCAUCUGCUCAUAAAGAACAGUGUUCUUUACUCUAGUAUACACACAAAGCUUUAGCAUCAGAAAAAAAAUCAAGUGAAAAGACCCUUUGGACAGCCUGUGGAAUUUCACAGAUGUUGCUCUCUUCCUGUUUUUACUAUUUCUUUCACUUCAUUUAUUUGUGUCACAUUCUUGCUCACAUUCUCUCUCUCUCUAACCAAUUAGGAGCACAUUCCACCCUUGACCUUUAACCCCAGGACAGUCUUACACACUGAGUGUCAGGGUGUGCGAUGUUGAAUGUCAUUUCUUUGGAGGAAUGUCUUAAAAAAUUAAUUUGCACUGUUCCGGACUCUUUUGUUUAACAAUAACUAAAAAAUAAUAUUUAGUGAUUUAAUAAAUUUGUGAUUAUGUAUAGUAAUUGUGAUACACAAGAAUGUUUUGUUAAUAAGUGCGAUUGAAUUGGCGUAGGCAAAAUAUUUACAUCUUCAUUAUGUUAGCGUCUCAAACACGGGAAUAUGUUUUCGGAAUUAUGUUCACGAACACACUACAGGAUUUGCAUUGCACAACUUGAUUUCUUUUACUAUAUGGACAGAUUUAGUGUUUUGCAGUGCAACACUUUGAUAUUAGUUCAGUAUUUGCAACUACACACAUUGCCAUUCCAUGUUUGUCUUUUUAGGUGAAUGUUUGCAUUGCAACAGUCAAAAUAGGAGAUUAAUUAUUAAUUUACAGGUGUUUUUUUUUUUGUUUUUUUCUGAUAAAGUACCAUUCGGUCUGAACAUGCAAUGUUUAAUUGAUACUUUAUCACAUUGUUAAUCUAAUUACCAGCAUUUCUGCACAAAACAAAAAGUUUGUAGUUUGUAUUAGUUUUUUGUUUUCCUUAUUUAUACUUAGCCUAUUUUAUGAUGAAAUAUCAUUGCAAAGAUAUUGAAAUUAUUUCUUGGUUUUGCUUCACUCUCUCUCCUGCCCUUGGUUUCUUUCAGCUUUGUUUUACUCUCUACAGCAGCCUCUACAAGUGCCUGUGACUGCACACCUUCUCCAGAGGUUCUGCUUGAUUUUUCUCUCACAUUUUGUUCUCUAAAUUAAUGUUUUAAAGCUCUUCACAAAACAAGCUUCCAUCUGGAGAACACUUUUCAGAUGUUAGGACUUGAACAUGGAGAGCUGGAAGAAACACUUGAUUGUAGGAAACAAGAACUUUUCUUUUGUAGGCCACACCCCUAGGCCCCAAUAUGUAAUAGACACGCCCCUUAUAGAUGGAGACCCACCUCUUUAGCACAAAUGAUGAACAAUGAUGCUCAGUCAAGCAAAACUUGUAAAAUUGUUAUUUCUUGUGUCCAUCAGAGGCUGCUGAAGUACUGAGACAUCUGAAAUAAAAUGAUGAAAUCAAA